AUGACAGACACUCUUCACUUGCAGCUGUUUAAGGAGGGACCCCGAGGUCUGCAGAGCAAGGCCUCACUGUCUCUGGACAACUUCCGGGCUAUCGAAACAGGUUUCACCCUGGACCGGGAGAGUAAUACGCUGGCACUCCUGUGUGACGGGAACUCCAUCGUACUGGCAUUUGAGGCACGCGAGGCACUCAUUCAGUGGCAGGUCAAAAUCGCCGCCAGCGUGCCCUAUGUACAUCAGUUCGCCGGUCAGCUCCUGGUGUCACCUCCGCGCAGUAAACUGGGCACCGGACCAGCGAGGCUACAUGUUCAGGAUCUCAGGGUAUCUCUGGUGAUGGGCUCGCCGCCCCGGCUGGCAGCCACGUGGGCCAUCGCUGACCUCAGACGCUACGGCCCUGCCGACGGCAAGUACGUGCUCGAGGGCGGCUCCCGCUGUGGCCGUGCAGAAGGACUGCAUGUGCUGGGGGUCACAGGAGGGCAGGCUGACGUCAUUCAUACGGCGGUGGAGGAGGCGGCGCAGUGUAGACUCCAGGCGAGGAGAAGACUGGCGAGGAAGCAGGACGAGAGUCCGAGCGGCCUGUCACGACGCACCGUGUCACGAAGCUGCAGUCGUGACAGCACCAUCACGAGGUCAAGGGAGAGCGGUCUGUGCCGGCAGUCCAGUCUCCAGUGGAGUGCCUGCUCCUCAGACGACUGCGAUCUCUCCGACCCGGCGGCCGUUGCCUCCGGUGACGUCAUCACCCGUCCGUGCGGCGACGGCCAAUCAGAGUUCUCGGCCGGCAGCAGCGGCUCCGACUCUGCCGCCGGCCGCCGCGCGUCCGCCGGAUCGGGCGGCGGCUCUGGCUUUGGUAGUGGCGUCUGCGGCCGCUCCGCCUCCGGCUCUGGCUCUGGGAUGAGAUCGCCUCGGGCGGUGCGAAGGUGUUCUGCUGAUUGCGCAUGCGCUGUGAAGAUCAGCAGGAGUAGCCUUAGGAGAACUGGAGUGCUGGAUGGUGUUGGGGAGGAGCCUCGAAAUGCGGCCACGCCCACCUCACCACCACCCGGGCCGCGAUUCGUCGACCACGUCUACGAAGAACCGGGCGAGAAACCAAUCAACGGCGGCGUUACAUCGCACCGACCAAUCACCAUUCAAGGCACAACCCACCGGCCAAUCAACACUCCGAACUCAUCUCACCGACCAAUCACCGACUGUGGCUCAUCCGGGCGGCUCGUUCGAACGGUUGCUGAAGUCCAUGACCUUGACCCGGCCUUGGGUGGGUACGACCGACCCCGUCCUGCUCUACCAACCACUCCAGGCGCGGGGGCGACAAGAUUGAGCCCUGAAGGAGUCUCGGAGCAUCUAUAUGAAGACCCAGGUCCUGCAGAAGGCUGGUAUCAAACCCCGAGGCCGUGUAACGUCUGUCAGAAACGCUGCACUGAAUCCCGGCAAGCCGAUGAUGGUUUGUACAAAAUACCGGCCUGUCCUUGCGCAAGCUGUGGAGGUCAUAGCCAGGCUGCGUCAGGGGUUCUCAAACCAGGCGGUGGAGGAGGGCAGCAGACGUCAGUGGCUCUCAAACCGAGAGUGGAUGGAAGCGGGAGAAUGCCUGUGAUGAACGCGGACACAGGUGAAAUCGAGAUUCCCGCUCCCGGCGAUCAGCUCUGCCCCCAGAUUCCCUCCGAACAGAUUUUGGACACCGGUCUCUACUCCCAGCCCACCCGACCUGCUUACGCGGUGGUGGAUAAAUCAAAACGGACCUAUCCUCUUCUUCCUGGUCUGGCUCCUCCGCCGCUACCGGCUGCGACCCCGGCAACGGAGCCGAGCUAUGCGAACGUGGCGCCACCUGAUGGCGGGCCGGCGUACGCCAACUGCGCGCCGGUGAAUAUAGGUGGCGGUGUUGUCGGGUCGGCGGAUAUAGGUGGCAGCACUAGUACUUCCUGUCCCCCGCCUAUUUCAAAAUCUACGAGUGCCACAGAUAUAGCAGCAACGAAGGAUGACGCUACUUAUGUGAAUUGCUCCCCGAUUCAAGUACAAACAAGCACAAAUGCAACCAACGGAGCGACUUACGUCAACUGCUCUCCAAUUCCUCAACCCCAUCACCCCCAUCACCAUCAACAACCUCUCUACGCCAACGAGCCCAAAACAUCCCUUCCCCCCAACAACUACCUCCCCAUGCGUCCCCCUUGUGGUCCCAACCGCCCCACCCUUGGUGACGAUUACCUCGACAUGUCUGGUCGACCGGGUCGCCUCGCGAUGCGAAGAUCCCAUUCUGCGGAAUGUGGCCAAAAGAUGGCGCUGAGAUCGGCGUCGCUGGGCAGACGUCCAAUGCCGAGUCCCAAACCGGAGAGACUGAGACAUCUGGUGGUGGCGAGAGGGCCGGGCCCGGUGGUGGACGGGAGGUCCUCCACACUACCCGUUGACUCUCGCGCCGGCGUGACGUCACUGGUGGACAGCCCGGUGACGUCACUGGCGGCAGGAUCGACGUCACCGGCCAUACCUCCGCUUCAGCUGUCUAGCUCAGAAGCCGGUCGAGAUGACAGUCAGAGCCAGCUGUCGGCCCGAUCAGCAAGCUCUAGUUCGCCGCGGGUGGCGCUGCUGUCGCAGAAGCCCCGCUCUGGUACUGAAUACCAGUGUUUGGAUCGAGGUCGGCUGUUGGCUCAGAUGUCUGAGCCAGGCCCGGAUGGGAGGCCAGGUCGGGGCUGCUCGGUGGACAUCUGAAUAUCACCGGUGACCUGACCUGUGACCUCAGCUGAGCUUGCCGGUGACCUUACCUGACCUUAUUUGAUCUAAUGUGAACGUCACGACCUUCCGAACGGGGGUGUGGACUGACCUAUCACGGAGCCCGUAAGAUGUCACAUCUGUAAGAUCGUGGUCCGUAAGAUGCCGCAUACGACCUACGGUAUGUGUGACCCUACCUGACCAGUAGUGUCAAUACCAGGACACAUAUGACCUACGGUAUACCUGUCGACUGUCAUCAUCAAGUCUCAUAUGAGUUACUGUGAGAACUUGUGGACUUGUGGUUCAGCUAGGCAGUAUUGAUCUGCGUUAUGGCAUGGACUAAGGUACCCAGUACCCACGGAGAAAACAUACGAACGAAGAUUGCUGAGUGGUAAAGUGGUUUGCAACGAGAAAAGAGCGAGACGCGUAAAUAACUUGAUUGCCGAGAAGAUCUCUCAUUGAUAUGUUUUUGAAAUGAUACGCGUUCUAUGUAUUUUGUGCGCAUCUCUCGUUUCUUUUCGACGGUUUUCGUGCUUGCUUACUACGGAAUUUAGUAAACUGUACGCCAACUUCCUUUUAUAUGCCACUUUAUGUAAGCCCUCAUCUAAAUUAACCUUGUUCUAGAAGAGCAUAGCACCAUCACCUCCAGUCAUGCAAGUGCCGGAUAAAUUCUCACAUUUGUUUUGAGGAGCUUAUCUUGCUGCCGGCCUUUGUUGCGGUUGGAAAGUCUGGAUGCUAGUGUUCACUGUCAUUUGGUGCUGGUCAACUAUUGUCGCGUUUUUUUUUUGGACAAUUCCUGCGCAAGCAAGUGACCAACGGUUUUGCACUUUUGAUACAUUUUGAUAUACCAUUUAAAGAUACGAGAGAGUGGAAAUCUUUAAAUGCGUAGAACAGUUGACUUCGUAGAACAGUAGAACCGUUGACUGUGUGUGUUGUUUUUGUUUCACCUCAUCGCUGAAAUGAUGAGCUAUGCUUCGUGCCAUUUAUUUUCAUACCAAUCAUUGAUGACAGUCCUUGCUAAACAUGCACUACGUUCCACUCAUACAUGGCUAUAUAUAUUGCAGAGCCGUUGUCAUGACAACCUGUCUUGUUUGCUGACGUUAUCAACAUGCCGGCCAUAAGUAUUAUGCACAGACAUGAAUUUACCGCCAUUUCUGGGUCUCAUUGACCCCGUGACUGUGUGACAUGUGACCCGUGACGCCAGAGCCGUGACGCGUGACAUGUGAUGUAUGAACUCCACUGCCAGGCUGGAUCACACCGGCAGCCAUUUCCAAACAAAUCCAACACGCAUCUGCAUCCUCCAGCACGCAACAGACCUACUAAUGGUGAUAUGUGAACCGAGCUUCAGCCCCAGUACGCUUUUUGUUGUUGGUCUCGCGAUGGUAUGUGUUUUGAUACUUUUGAUAGCAACACUGUACACAAGAUUUGCCAAGAUCCUGCUUGUAAAGUUGAUAUUGCGGUAUGGUAAUAAAUGUAACCUAAAUAGUUGA
Amphibalanus amphitrite is the source of this 4178-nucleotide messenger RNA. RefSeq lists its product as uncharacterized. NCBI's taxonomy places the organism in Eukaryota, Metazoa, Arthropoda, Thecostraca, Balanomorpha, Balanidae. Gene Ontology annotation, molecular function: protein kinase binding. The coding region runs from base 1 to 2688 and encodes 895 amino acids. Gene Ontology annotation, biological process: positive regulation of protein tyrosine kinase activity; neuromuscular junction development. The record is from RefSeq and is a predicted model, not a curated record. The transcript has 12 exons.